CCUGCAAUCUUUCUGUGGCUUUGUUUACACCGUAAAAUUAUUUGAUACGUGAACCAAAAUGAUGCGUACCAAAUGUUAAAUCCGACUGCGUUUACACCAUGUGUAUUAAGUGUGCAAAAAAGUACAUUAAGGUUAGGUUUGAUACAGAAACGUAUUAUAUUUAAUUUGGUUGGAAAAUCGGUGAUCCUUAGAUUGCGAUGGAUUCGGAAAAUAUUAUCAGUUGUUUAUUUACAAGCUUAGUCGGACUUUUAAAAAUAAGUCAAAAUUUUCGAAGAAAACCUCAUCUCACCUAACCGUAACGUUCCUUCGAUAAUUAUUAUUUAAUGCGCUACAGUUUACACCGACACAAAAUUACUUGAUACGCAUACUAAAUUGGUACGAUACUCCUUUUGCAAGCGUAUCGUACCAGUUCAGUAUGCUAUCGUUUACACCGCUGGACUAAAUCAAUUUAGUUAGAAGACGUGCUCGACGUUCACUCAACGUCCCGAACGGAACUUUCCGAGUUAAGAAGAGGUUAGAUUAGAAAGAAGAGACUGUGUACAGAAAGGAGAGGAAUAAAAAGAAAUAAAAUGUCACUCUUUCCUGCUUAUUCGAACGACAAAACCGUAUCGGCAAAUUGCGGCGACACAGGUAAUGUUGCCACCGAGUGGUUAUCGAAUUCAAGUUUUCAAACGCAAAUCCCCAAAAGGGAGCCUCCUGAUCAGUUCUCCUCGUCGGACGAGUCUCUGCAUGAACCUUCGCUUAAUGCGGAAAAGCAAGCACCACCUGAAACAAUCCCUGGUUGCACAAAGGUACACGAGAGGCCUAGAGCUCACAAGGAGCAGAGAAUUGAAAAGAAAAGAUGUGCGCGCGACAGUAAACGGCACAAGCCAGGGUAUGAGCUGGACGUCAAGAACGUGUACUUUGAAGACAGGCGUAGAGAUAAAGGGAACAACAACAUAGAUACAUUCUGUUCGAGAGUGAGACCGUAUUACAAUGUCGGUGAGAAAUCGCUCUGUUACGUUAAGCGCAAGCAACCGAAGAAGGAUCCGUGUCGCAGAUAUUACACGAGGAACAUCGACUCUGCAGAAACGGCGACGAAGGAUACGGUCAUCAAGAGGACGAGCGAGAAAGGAGCCUCGGUGAAGCAGCAGGAGGACGCAAACGAAAGCGCGCCUUCUUGGUGUAAGAACUUGGAAGAGGAGCAGAAAUCCAAAACUCGCGAAUAUAACAAACAACUGACGGAAGAUCCGCAUAAUGUUGAACUCUGGUUGCAAUACGUUGACUUUCAGGAUACCCUGGCUUAUUAUCAGAGACACCAAUUGGCUAAAGAUACGCAUCGAUCUACAGUAUUGAAAAAGUUAUCUAUCGUUGAGAAAGCGCUUGAGAAAAAUGCAGAUUCCACGGAAUUGUUAAAAUUGAAGCUACACUUCAUGACUGAAUUAACACCGUCUGACGAGCUGUCGAAUCAAUUGGAGGCGUUGGUUAAUAAAGAUUCGGGGAAUCUUGUGUUGUGGCAGCAUUUUAUCAUGGUCACCCAAGCGUCAGUGGCGAUGUGUACUGUACCACGAGUUUUGGAUUUGUAUUCAAAGUGCUUCGGCAUUCUGAGGCAACGCUCGAGAACAAAUCCUUCUGUCUACGAUUCGCAGUUGUUGCAUAUGCUGUACCAAUGCUUGACUUUCCUGAGGCAUACAGGAUUAUGGGAGCAAAUGUGGGAAACAAUACGUUUAAAUCUGAAUUUGAAUCUGAACUUGAACAAGGCCAGUUUAUCCUUUCGAGGGUCCAUAGAUGAAAAAAAAUUAAUUGGAAUGGAAGAAGUGAUAUUAAUGUCGCGAUUACCACUAAAUCAACUGUGGCAACGAACAGAGUCGCUAAGAGAGAAUUGCCAUUGGAUUAGCGUUAAUAGAGACGAGUUGGAAUUGGUGGGAGAUUCCAGAAGAUUUAUUGUGCCAGAAGACGUGGCGGACUUUGUGCAUCCGAUUCUCUCUCGCAAUUCAAACUUUCAAAUGGCCAUCUAUUCUAUUUUGUGUCUGAAAGUACCGCUUCUACCUUGUCGAGAUCACUACAUGAAAGAAUUGUCAUUGAAAAACUUCCAUUGGGGAGUAGAAUCUUUGGAAGCGCUGCUUCCGUUCAUGUACCCUAUGGUAGGUGAAAUGGCUGGUCACGAUCAAAGGAAGGAAUUAUUGAAGGAUGUUCUCGAAGGACGUUUAACGUCAGGUCCUCAAUAUCUCAAGUUCCAUCCGGCGCAGGAACCGUACCUAGAUUUUGUGCGCAAGACAUUUCACACAAUCGCGGAAAGUUUGCCUCCGCUGCAACGAACAAGCAUAUAUGUCUGGUGGUUGCGACUGGAGAGGCUACUGGUUUCUCUCGGCAAAGACGAAUCUUUAAAACACGAUAACAAAGAAAAGAAAUUAAGGGCGACAUUGAAAGAAUUUUUGAAAGGGAAUGAAAAUAGGAAUAACUUGUAUUUCUAUAAGGAAUACGCCCUAAUAGAACUCGAAAUGGGCCGAUUCGGCAACUGCAUGAAUAUUCUCGAGACUGCCAUUCAGUCUCAAGGGACAUGUCCGUCUGCAAUUACCGACACGUGUGAAAGGGCGGCACUUUUUAAUGUAUAUAGAACAUUUAUCGAAACCUUGCUUGAUAUUAGAACGUAUAGCGAGUCGCACAGACAAUGGAUACUAAAAGUCUUCGGUCAAAUGGUACCCGGCGGAAACGAAAAUCAAGAAUCACCGAUUGAAGCGUAUUUGCAUUCGUGUGUGCAAGAUUUUCUGCAAGUUCCUCCCAACGUGAAGGAAAAGGACACCUUUUUCUUGUCCAACUUGGAGUGCGACGCGAUCGUAUGCUACGUAUAUUUCCUGUAUAUUAAAGACGGCGAUAUCCAAACUGUUGUCGACACAUUGAGGAACUGUAUCGACCAUUCCAAGGAUUAUCCUUACUUACAGGAAAUGUUGUGCGAGAGUCAAAUUGCAAUUCUGCAGCUGCAUCAGGAACGGACUCGGAGUAUGCAGACUGCGUUGAAAGAAACUCUAAGCAGGACUUUAAAUAUAUACCCGAAUAACUUUUACGCUUUGUCUGUAUUUGCUGGCAUAGAGAGUGAAUUGCCUACCUGGAGAUUCAACAGUAGAAGCACAGAGAUCGAACUGUGGCGAGCUAUGGCGAUGUGCUUGGCGGCUCGUAGACGUAUUGGCCUCCUAGCGAAACUUAAUCAUUCGGACGCAGUAAAUGCCGCGCUGAACAAGCUAUUAUCGUUUCAUCUAACACUCUCCAGGCUGCGAUCAACCCACCGUUGCCCGUUGCUGUGGAGACUGCACAUGCUCCUUCUGCGCGAGCAUAAUUUAUGCGAGAAAAAGGGGGAAGAGAUUUAUCACCAGAGCGUCACGCAGUGUCCAUGGGCAAGAAGCGUUUACAUAGACGCAGCUGAGGUAGCGCCUCAGCUUCUCACUCAGAUCCAAGAUCUGAUACGCGAAAAGGAAUUAAGAAUGCACGUCACACCCGAGGAAUUGGAUAUUCUUCGCGGAUAAAAUAUAAUUGUCCAAUCAUGUUUAUAGAAGAAAGUACAAAACUGUCUUACGUAUAUUUCGUAAUUUAUACGUUACCCCCUAAUGUGGCGAGGUAUACUUACGGAAGAAUAGCUGCUUUCCUUUUACACUUAAGUGAUACUGAGUCACUUAGUUAUGUGAGCACACGGUCUUGAUCGUGUGCAAAAACUCAGUUAAAUCUGGUUGAAUCUCACUUCUCAAGAAUCAAAGGGAACAUGCAUUCAACUGAGUUAUGACGGCUCAAGUGAGAUUUAUCUGAGUUUUCAUGUAAAAGGAAAGCAACUUAUAUUUGAAUGUAUCGUGUAACGUGCAAGUUGGAGACACCUGAGAGAUAGAAAGUGUAAAUAAGAGAUGUAAUAAAAUGUACAAUUCUCAUUUUCAUGUUGCAAUAAAACAUAUUCGAUCAUGCGA
Messenger RNA from Vollenhovia emeryi, 3929 nucleotides. RefSeq names its product protein NRDE2 homolog. Bases 570 to 3500 code for a protein of 976 amino acids. Gene Ontology annotation, cellular component: catalytic step 2 spliceosome. NCBI's taxonomy places the organism in Eukaryota, Metazoa, Arthropoda, Insecta, Hymenoptera, Formicidae. Gene Ontology annotation, biological process: regulatory ncRNA-mediated post-transcriptional gene silencing; negative regulation of RNA catabolic process. The transcript is spliced from 11 exons. The record is from RefSeq and is a predicted model, not a curated record.